Blepharisma stoltei is the source of this 530-nucleotide messenger RNA. Lineage: Eukaryota; Ciliophora; Heterotrichea; Heterotrichida; Blepharismidae. The record is from the annotation of a GenBank genome assembly.
AUGACAAAUACUCUUUUGGGCAGUGUUCUAGGCGCAGUUUAUUCUUUGUCAACCCAAAGAGGAUUAAUGACCCUCGAUGCCUUCGAAGAGUUCAUUGUGUGGGUAGAUAAAUUUUUGACGACCUACUCAUCCUUAGUACCAACUGCAGAUAAUUUAGACGCUAUAGUGGAAAUAGGUGAAAGCUAUUUGAAUUAUGGCAUCAAUACUACCUUCUCUGAGCAAAGCUUUGAAAAGUACGUUCUCUAUGUGAAUAACUUUUAUACAACCUGGGCAAUUGCAGCUACCACGAAUGACUUACUAUAUUAGACUAAUUGAGGGCGGAUUAUUAAUAAAAAAAUUAUUUUAUUAAAAAAUAUUUUAAAUUUUUAGCAAGAGAAAAGUUAGUUACCCAGUCAUCAAUUAAUAAUGCUGUAAACACCGCUAAAACUCAUAUUUAUAAAGACAGAAACUUCCCAGAAGAUAUGCAAAAUACUACUCGUUACUAUUCUGAAGUUGCAAAUCUUACUUAUCCAGGCACUUUGGAUUUCUAA